AACAAGGCCAAUAACCAAUAGAGGGAGAGAAAAGAGAGAAAUAUGAGUUUAAUAUUUCGAGUUUUGGUUCUGUUGGCCUGCAUUUUCCCAGCUUUGGUCGAAUGCCGAGUUCGGCAUUACAAAUUCGAUGUGGUUUUAAAAAAUACUACCAAACUCUGUUCCAGUAAGCAAAUCGUCACCGUUAAUGGGAAGUUUCCAGGUCCCACCAUCUAUGCUAGGGAAGAUGACACAGUGCUUAUUAAUGUUGUUAACCACGUUCAAUACAACCUUUCCAUUCACUGGCAUGGAGUUCGGCAGCUUCGAACCGGUUGGGCGGAUGGACCAGCAUACAUUACACAAUGUCCCAUCCCAUCAGGGCAAAGCUAUUUGUAUAACUUCACCGUUACAGGCCAAAGAGGCACCCUUCUUUGGCACGCACAUAUUCUUUGGCUGAGGGCGACUGUCCAUGGUGCUUUGGUCAUCUUGCCCAAGCUCGGCGUUCCAUAUCCAUUCCCAGCUCCGAACAAAGAAGUCGUCGUUGUAUUAGCUGAGUGGUGGAAAUCCGACACCGAAGCCGUGAUCAAUGAAGCUCUCAAAUCAGGAUUAGCUCCAAAUGUAUCAGAUGCUCACACAAUCAAUGGUCAUUCAGGACCCAUUUCAAAUUGUUCUACACAAGGGGGCUUCACAUUACCUGUCAAGAGUGGACAUACCUACUUACUGCGCAUAAUCAAUGCUGCACUCAAUGAGGAGCUCUUCUUCAAGAUUGCUGGGCACAAGCUCACAGUUGUGGAAGUAGAUGCUACCUAUGUGAAACCAUUCAAAACGGACACUAUUUUGAUUGCCCCAGGCCAAACCACCAAUGCCCUCAUAACUGCUGAUCAAACCUCUGGCAAGUACUUGGUUGCAGCCUCCCCUUUCAUGGACUCUCCAAUCGCGGUUGACAACAACACCGCAACAGCCACGCUGCAUUACGCCGGCACACUUGCGACAACCGCAGCGACCUUAACCGCUCCGCCUCCUCAAAAUGCAACCCCAGUAGCCAACAACUUCAUAGAUUCUCUCAGAAGCCUUAACUCAAACACCUAUCCUGCAAAAGUCCCUUUGACCAUUGAUCAUAACCUUUACUUCACAGUUGGGCUUGGAAUCAACCCUUGUCCCACCUGCAAAGCUGGGAACGGAAGCCGAGCAGUAGCUAGCAUUAACAACGUCACAUUCGUAAUGCCAACCACAGCCUUACUUCAAGCUCAUUACUUCAACAUCAAUGGAGUUUUUACAACUGACUUCCCAGCUAACCCACCUCAUGUUUUCAACUACACUGGAAGUGGGCCGUCGAAUCUGCAGACAACAAGGGGGACUAAGCUGUAUAAGCUGAAAUUUAACUCAACAGUGGAGCUGGUUUUGCAAGAUACCGGAAUCCUCACCGCAGAAAACCACCCUAUUCAUCUACAUGGGUUUAAUUUCUUCGUGGUUGGAAGAGGAAUCGGGAACUAUGACGCUAAAAAUGACCCCAAAUCGUUCAAUCUCGUCGACCCUGUUGAGAGAAAUACCGUCGGAGUUCCUUCCGGUGGAUGGACGGCCAUCAGAUUUAGAGCCGAUAAUCCAGGAGUUUGGUUCAUGCAUUGCCAUUUGGAAGUGCACACAACAUGGGGAUUAAAGAUGGCUUUCUUAGUGGAAAAUGGAAAAGGACCAAACCAAUCAAUAAUUCCACCUCCAAAGGACCUCCCUAAAUGUUAAGAGUCCACAAACAAAAUCCCAAUUUUCACAACCACCAACCCAUUCCCCCAAUUCUAAUAAUAAAUAUCACAUCAUCAAAUAUAAAGCCCAUUGAGAAGACAAGAGAGAAACAAGAAUGUAGCCUUUGUUGGCUCUUUUUCUUUUUCUUUUCUUUUUUUUUUUCUUUCAAUUCUACAUUUUAUUUUUAUUUUUUUGCUUAAGCUUGUUGAAAUAAAUCUCACUUUGUAAUUUAUUUGUUUGAACAAAAAAUUCAUUUUUUUUUUCCUUUCACUUCCUUUUCUUUUCCAAGAGUUUGUAUUGAGAAAAAGAGCAGAUAAUAAAGCUUAAUGUUAGGUCUGCUUUUGUCUA
Molecule: messenger RNA, 2061 nt
Organism: Cucumis sativus (cucumber)
Lineage: Eukaryota; Viridiplantae; Streptophyta; Magnoliopsida; Cucurbitales; Cucurbitaceae
Product: laccase-4
Exons: 6
Coding region: 43-1713 (556 amino acids)
Biological process (GO): lignin catabolic process
Cellular component (GO): apoplast
Molecular function (GO): hydroquinone:oxygen oxidoreductase activity; copper ion binding
Source: RefSeq, a predicted model, not a curated record